AUGUCGGUAGCUACUUGUGCAGAGAAGUUUGGAAUUCUGGCUGCUUAUUCUAGGGAGGCCGGGUAUGCUCUUGAUGAGAGUUGGAAGAUUGAUCUUAUUUGUUUACCACUUAAGAAAGUAGAUGUUGUGUUGGGAAUGGAUUGGCUUUCUGCUAAUUCGGUAUUCAUUGGGUGUGGAGAGAAACUAAUCAUUAUUCCAUCUAGAGAAGUUACUCCGGAAGAUGUUUUAAUUACUAUACUGGAAGGGGCUAGGGAUGAAGUGAGUGCGGCUAAAAAUAAGCUUAUAAGUUCUUGUUUGUUGCUAAAUGUUGAUGAAGGAAAAUGUGUUAAAAUGCAUGACUUAGUUCGCAAUGUAGCCCAUUGGAUUGCAGAGAAUAAGAUUAAGUGUGCCUCGGAAAAGGAUAUUAUGACUUUGGAACACACUCCAUUAAGAUAUCUGUGGUGUGAGAAAUUUCCCAUAAAUUUGGAUUGUUCCCAUCUCGACUUUCUACACAUUCACACAGAUACACAAGUAUCAGAUGAAUUUUUCAAAGGAAUGAGAAUGCUCAGAGUUUUGUUUCUUUACAACAAGGGUCGGGAGAGAAAGCCAUUGUCUACUAUGUCAUUAAAAUCAUUGACAAAUCUUCGUUGCAUGCUUUUGAGUAAAUGGGAUUUAGUUGACAUCUCAUUUGUGGGAGAUAUGAAGAAACUUGAAAGUCUUACAUUGUGUGAUUGUUCAUUCCUUGAAUUACCUGAUGUGGUUACACAAUUGACAAACUUGAGAUUGUUGGAUUUGUCAGAAUGUGAUAUGAAAAUGAAUCCGUUUGAAGUGAUUGGGAGACACACGCAGCUUGAAGAACUGUACUUUGCUGACCGUAGAUCAAAAUGGGAAGUUGAAUUCUUAGAAAAGUUUACUGUCCGCCAAGAGUUACAGAGGUAUCAAAUACAAUUAGGAAGCAUGUUUGCCGGUUUCCAAGAAGAGUUUCUCAAUUGUCACAGAACUUUGUUUCUCAGUUAUUUGGAUACAUCUAAUUGCACGAUCAAGAAUUUGGCCGAAAAGGCAGAGGUCUUGUGUAUAGCAGGUAUCGAGGGGGGUGAUAAAAAUAUUAUCCCCGACAUAUUUCAAAAUAUGAACCAUAUAACUGAGCUUUUGAUACGCGAUUCUAAGGGGAUAGAGUGUUUGGUUGACACUUGUCUGAUGGAGGUAGGAACUCUCUUCUGCAAGUUGCAUUGGCUAAGAAUUGAGCAUAUGGAGCAUUUUAAAGCUUUAUACAAUGGUCGAAUGCCUCUUGGUGGUCAUUUUGGGAAUUUAGAAGACCUAUAUAUAAGUCAUUGUCCAAAGCUAACAUGUCUCUUCACACUUGCAGUUGCUCAAAAUCUGGCACAACUGGAGAAGUUACAAGUAUUAUCUUGCCCUGCACUUAAGCACAUACUAAUCGAUGAUGAUAGAGAGGAGAUAGUUAGUGCAUACGAUCACAGACUACUGUUGUUUCCAAAAUUGAAAAAGCUUCAUGUUAGAGAGUGUGAUGUGCUGGAAUACAUAAUCCCAAUCACUUUAGCUCAAGGCCUUGUACAUUUGGAGUGUUUGGAAAUUGUAUGUAAUAUUAUGUUGAAAUAUGUAUUUGGCCUGAGCACACACAAAGAUGGUCAGAAUCAAAAUGAACUCAAGAUAAUCGAGCUUUUGGCAUUGGAAGAGCUUACUCUUGUUAUGUUGCCGAAUAUCAAUAGCAUUUGUCCGGAAGAUUGUUAUCUAAUGUGGCCAAACUUGCUUCAAUUCAAUUUGCAAAACUGUGGAGAGUUUUUCAUGGUGUCUAUCAAUACUUGCAUGGCUUUACACAACGAUCCGAUAAUCAAUGAAGCUUCAAAUCAAACUGUGCAAAAUAUAAAAGAAGUUCGAGUCAAUAACUGUGAGUUAGAAGGUAUCUUUCAGCUAGUAGGAUUAUCCAUUGAUGGAGAAAAAGAUCCACCGACAUCAUGCUUGGAAAUGUUGUAUUUGGAGAAUCUACCUCAGCUCAGGUAUCUCUGUAGGAGUGAUGUAGAAUCAACAAACCUCCAAUUCCAAAAUCUUCAACAAAUGGAGAUAUGUGGAUGUAGAAGAUUAAAAUGUAUCUUCUCAUCCUGUAUGGCAGGAGGGCUCCCUCAAUUGAAAGCGCUAAAGAUAGAAAACUGCAAUCAGCUAGAUCGAAUCGUUGAUGAUAUUGGCACCGCAACUCCCUUAGGAUUAUUUGGUCUCCCUAGCCUUGUAAGGUUAACACUAAUAUCGUGUCCCGUGCUGGGUUCGUUGUUCACAGCAUCCACUGCUAAAACCUUGUCUUCAUUGGAAGAAUUGAUGAUACAAGAUUGCCAUGGUUUAAAGCAACUGGUAACAUAUGGAAGGGCUCAGAAAAAUAGAAGGGGCGAAAUAGUUGAGGAUGAUCAUCACGACUUUCAGAGUUAUAAGUCAAUGUUCCAAAGUUUGAAAAAGAUUAGUAUUAUAAGAUGUCAUUUGCUGAAAUGUAUAUUGCCUGUUACAUUUGCAAGAGGACUGGUGAAAUUGGAAGCUAUAGAAAUCACAGACACUCCUGAGUUGAGAUAUAUAUUUGGUGAUUCAGAUCUUAGUUCCAAAACAGAUGAAGGAGAAACAAGCAUGAGCAUUGAGAGGAAGUUAAUAUCUGUUACUAUAGAGAACGGAUCCGAAAUUGAAGGCAUUUUUCAAAUGAAGGGAUUCCCAAGUGAGAAUGGACAACAAGUGAUGUCCUGGUUAGAAGACCUUAAAUUGGUCAAUUUGCCAGAGCUAAUGUACAUAUGGAUGGGUACCAAACAUUUUGUGACCCUUCAACAUCUUCACAAAAUACACAUUUGCAAUUGUCCAAAACUAAAAUCUAUAUUCUCCGUUGCUGUUUUGAGAGUCAUACCUCUGUUGAAGAUCCUAGUGGUAGAACAGUGUGAGGAAUUGGAGCAAAUCAUUGAAGACGAAGAAGAAAAUGAAAAUGUCCCAAAUCCUUUAGUGUGCUUCCCACAGCUAAAGUUUCUUCUUGUCACACACUGCAAUAAGUUGAAGCAUUUGUUUUAUAUCCCUACAUCCCACGAGUUUCCACAACUGGAAUAUGUAACCCUCAAUCAAGAUUCUAGUCUAGUUCAUGUUUUUAAAGUUAGUCCUGGUGUGAGAGAAGGGAGAGUGGAAGUUUUGCUUCCAAAUCUGAAACAUGUAAUGUUAAUGCAACUGCCAAACCUCAGUAAUAUAUGUCAAGGGAUUGUUGAGUUUCAGACUCUGACCAGUCUUUUGGUGCACAAUUGCCCAAAAUUCUCACCAACUUCAACAACUACUAUUGAGGACAUGCUACAAACUUAUGAUUGUGACAACGAAAUUGGUUUCUAUCUCCAUCCUCACCUGCACGACAUAGGUUGCACAACAACAAAUGGUCAUGAGUUCCUUACAUCGAAGAACAAAAACAAAGAGAUACAAGAAUUACAAUCACAGGAGCAGAAACUGUCACCCAUUUCUUCACCAAACUCGACCGAGAGAGUUACUGAAGACGGAACAGCAUUAAAGAAUUCAGAGAUAGUACCUUCGUCAAUUCAUUCUGAAUCUGAUAGCUCACAUUCAAGCCCACUAGCUACCUCUCAAUGUAGUCCACAUCCUCGAUAUGAAAUCAGCUUCAGCCAAACUGAGACUUACAUUAAUGAAGAAAGCAAUGGCCAUCCAAUAAACAUAGGAGGAGUCAUAGAGGCCAAUGAUCUCAAACCUGUGGUAGAGGAUGAUGAAGGCCAAAUAACCACACCUUUUGUUUAUGAAGUAAUCACAACUGAUAACUUAGUUGCAAAGGCUCUUUCUGACCUGGAAGAGUCCUUAAGCAUACCUCUAAAGGACAUAGCUAGCUCAGAGACUAACAGCCUUCGCCUCCUAACGGCUCUUAACUUCUUGUCCCACCUUUCCUUAAAAGAUAUAGCUCUGUCAGACGAACUCCGAGCUAUAAUAGACACUAUGCACACAGAAUUCCCAACCAUCCUAUGCUCCUUCAAGCAAGCCUUUAUUACCAUAGACAAAUUUGCUGCGAUUGAAGCUCAUCACGACGAGGCGGCCGUUACUCUCUCUUCCAAAAUUUCCAAUGCAAAAAGUUUUUUGGAUGAAGCUCAACAGAGGGAAGCUGCUUUAAAGGAAAAGAUCAUUCAAUUGGAGAAAGAAAUUGAAUAUCUUCAAGAGGAAAAGGAGAAAUGCAUUCAAGAAACUGUAGGCUAUAAAAUGGAGUUGGAGAAUGUAAAGAAAGACAAGUUUCAACGUGUGGAAGUUCAAAUAAAAGCACGACAGCAAAUAUUUGAGGUUGAUUAUAAAUGGUCUGCUCUACUUAGUCAGUUUCAGUACAACAACACUGUUGCAAGAAAUUUUUCUUGAUGGUUAUUGCUUUUUAAAUAAUCAUUGUUAAG
Messenger RNA from Vicia villosa (hairy vetch), 4382 nucleotides. RefSeq lists its product as uncharacterized. The transcript is spliced from 8 exons. The record is from RefSeq and is a predicted model, not a curated record. The coding region runs from base 1 to 4350 and encodes 1449 amino acids. Lineage: Eukaryota; Viridiplantae; Streptophyta; Magnoliopsida; Fabales; Fabaceae.